Cantharellus anzutake is the source of this 878-nucleotide messenger RNA. RefSeq lists its product as uncharacterized. The transcript has 2 exons. Gene Ontology annotation, cellular component: mitochondrion. The record is from RefSeq and is a predicted model, not a curated record. Bases 72 to 497 code for a protein of 141 amino acids. Gene Ontology annotation, molecular function: oxidoreductase activity. Lineage: Eukaryota; Fungi; Basidiomycota; Agaricomycetes; Cantharellales; Hydnaceae.
CGAAAUGAAUUUAUCCAUCCGGCGAAUUGCUUGGAGAUUCCCGUCCAGCGUCAACGUCGCUGGCUACUACCAUGUCGUUUCGGUAUCACCGUGCAAUCCCUGUCAUAUCCCUCUUUCACAACAGUUCACCUCAAUCUGCACAAUGUUUAAAAUUACUACGUUCAGCCCUAUCAGGGCCGUACCCUCCACCAGAUCCAAAAAUGCCAACGAUCAAACCCGGGAACCCGCUUAACUUCACAUUAAACGAAGUCAAAGACCAACCGCCCACGCCGGACCAGAUCAGAAUAAUCCUUUCAUACCUCAAAGCACCUCUAGCUACUCUGGUGUCGUCGCAUCCAUCCGUCACGUUUCGACCAGAUUCUGCAGAAUCUCUCUACAAUGAAUCCCUGCAAAAUCCGAAAGUGUUCCGCUACCCGGUCGCAUGCAACUGGGACGAUGGAAAGGUGGCUCUGGAGAGUAGUGGGAUAAAGCGCAUGUUGGACAAUUUGGCCAAAUAGUGCAGUGGUGGCUCAUGAGAAUCCUGGAAGGAAAAAUCCCCUGCACUGAGCGCAAGCGCAGACUUUGUCCGUGCAUCGAUCGCAAAGCCGUCCGUUCAUGGACGAUGGUUCACUAUGUCUAAUGUUGGCAGAGAUGUACGUUACAUGUUGCAUCCCAGUUCAACCACCUGGUCAUUUCGUUCUGUUCCGCUCGAGAGAGCGGAUUCGACGAAGGGCGUGAACCCCUGUCUCGUGUUGAGACAAUGGGUACUGGGGGAUGUUAUGGAGGCGUGCCAGGAAGAGAACUUUGAAGCAGAGCAGUGCAGUGAUGUGCUUCAAUAUCUUUAUUUCGAGACUUCCUGGUUGUUUACGUUUAUAUAGACGAACUGUGCAAAUUUCCGC